GGUAAACUCAUGGUUUUGGAUCUACCAGCGGGCUUCAAACUAGUAUGGCUAACUAGCUAUAUAGCUAAUUGUUUUUUCGGACUAACAUUAGGGGUGUAUUCCAGUUUGUUUAGAAAAUUGCGUUUGAUUAUAAAUUCUGUAGGUGUGCAGUCAUAGGAUCUAUUAGCUAUCGGUUUACAUUCCUUUCUUGUUCUAGAAAGUCAAUCUAUCGAUUAUUAACACAUUACAUUCAGUUAACUAGCUAGCUCUCGCUGCGCUGUAUUUUUCCACAUUCAAACGGAACUUUACUUUUGAUCAAUUUGGCGGAUCCGAUCAUUAUUCAGCUGUAAACAUCACAUUGGCGAGUUCUGUGAAGCUGAACACGCUAGCUAGCGUUAACCUUAGGCUAUAUAGCUAACGCCAGAUCCCUCGUUAAUUUAGCUAUCUAGCGCGCUAACUACUGUUUAGUAUGGCCGAGAGACCAGAGGACCUUAACCUUCCGAAUGCUGUCAUCACACGCAUUAUUAAAGAGGCUCUGCCGGAAGGGGUAAAUGUAUCCAAAGAGGCAAGAAGGGCAAUAUCUCAAGCAGCCAGUGUAUUUGUUCUAUACGCAACAUCAUGUGCCAACAGCUUUGCCAUGAAAGCCAAGAGAAAGACUCUCAAUGCCGGAGAUGUGAUGGCGGCUAUGGAAGAGAUGGAGUUUGAGCGUUUCUUACCACCCCUGCGUGAAGCUCUUGAGGCCUACAAGAAAGGGCAGAAAGGCAAAAAAGAGGCAUCAGAGCAAAAAAGGAAGGACAAAGAGAAGAAGAAUGGCACAGAGGAGAAUGACAAAAGCCGUGAGGAAGAGGAUGAUGAAGAAGAGCACAUGGAAGACGAGCCGGAUGCAGAGAAUGAAGGAGAGGAGGAGGAUGUGGAGAACUGAGGUGGGGGAUGGUGUGGUGGCAGAUUGGCGCUGUUUCGAAGCCGUCCUGGUUCACAAAGAGCACGGUACUCUGAUACAUGUCCACUCCUAGGAAGAAUAAGGGAGAGGAAUGGAAGCAAGCAACCAGCACUUGUUUUGAAUAAAAAUAGGGCCAUUACAUCUAAACCUCAGUUAAAAGGUAGCAAGGACUUAAAUGAUGGUAAUGCUUUGAACUGUAAAAUGGCCCUUGUCUAACAUCUUGCUGUUCUUGUCUACCUUUUUAAAAAUCUUUCUAAUAGAGGAAGUGUGUUAUAGAUGCAGGUUUUUUUUUUUAAACUGGACUUUUUUAAACUUGUCUGGUCAAGUUGUACACUGAGUAUAUUCACUAUAGUAGGUCUGGUGCCAUCUGCACAUUCCCUAAGCAUAGAAAUUUAAGUUUUAUAUUUCAGCAACAGUCUUGUGACUGACUCAAUGCAACUAGAACUGUGAGGGGUUUUUUUUUUUUCCUUUUUUGUAUAAUUUAUGUUCAAAGUUCAUUGUUUGUACUCCAGUCAGGAAUUUUAUGGGGCUUCAUACUCAUGAAAGAUGGCUGGGGAGUGAGACUGGCAGUACUUCCUGAAAAGCAUCAAAAGUUUCAGGGAAUGUGAAAAAUGCACAUAUUAAAACCAAGGCAGGACUGUUUUGAGCAACUUUAAAGAGAAAUGUUCCUCUGUAACUGUAGGUCAUGCAUGAGUGAUCUUUUUGGUUUGGAGUCUGACCUAAAGUGCAUUUGUAACUUCCAAUCAAUUUGUACUUUUGUAGAAUUGAAUCAGCCCCCCUCUGGCUGUAUUUCAUAUUAAAGGUUUUUGUGUAAACAAA
Messenger RNA from Electrophorus electricus (electric eel), 1738 nucleotides. RefSeq names its product polymerase (DNA directed), epsilon 3 (p17 subunit) (gene pole3). Gene Ontology annotation, biological process: heterochromatin formation; leading strand elongation; DNA damage response. Gene Ontology annotation, molecular function: chromatin DNA binding; protein heterodimerization activity. The record is from RefSeq and is a predicted model, not a curated record. Lineage: Eukaryota; Metazoa; Chordata; Actinopteri; Gymnotiformes; Gymnotidae. Gene Ontology annotation, cellular component: CHRAC; epsilon DNA polymerase complex.